CUGCGGGCUGCGCUCUUAAUUUAUGGUUUACGUGACGAUAAAAUAGAAAUCACAUUUUAGAAAAUUCGAAGUUGUUGUUUUGGUGACAACAUUAUAUCUUUACAAUAAUUUAUGCAAAUUGCGUAUUAUAUAUAUUUUCAGGCACAAAACGGAAUCUUUCUGUUAUAAACUGCUUGGAUGCGUUCAGUCAUUGAUACUUCAAGCGGUGUACGGUAGCCAUCUUGGUUUCGAACAAAGCUUCAGAUGUGUAGUUCGUCUGUUUAUCAAUAAUUUUAGUGCAUUUCCCUGUAAAUAAUUUGUAUGCUUAGGAUAUGUACGGAACAUUUGUCCACAUGUGUAAAUAGCUAUGGCUGCGACAAGGAAACUGCAAGGUGAAAUAGACAGGUGUUUAAAAAAGGUAACAGAAGGGGUUGAAACAUUUGAAGAUAUUUGGAAAAAAGUACAUAAUGCGACGAACAGUAAUCAAAAAGAAAAAUAUGAGGCGGAUCUCAAGAAAGAAAUUAAAAAACUCCAAAGGCUACGAGAUCAGAUUAAAUCAUGGAUUGCAUCAGGAGAAAUUAAGGAUAAGAGUACUCUUUUAGAAAAUAGGAAACUAAUAGAAACACAAAUGGAAAGGUUUAAAGUGGUCGAAAGAGAAACAAAGACAAAGGCGUAUUCAAAAGAAGGUCUUGGUGCAGCUCAGAAACUCGACCCAGCUCAGAAGGAACGGGAGGAAAUGUCGACGUGGCUUGUGUCAUCUAUUGAUGCGCUUAAUUUACAAAUUGAUCUCUUUGAAUCUGAAGUGGAAUCGCUCGUAGUGGGAAAGAAGAAACGGCUGGACAAGGAGAAACAGGAUCGGAUGGAUGACCUGAAAUCGAAACUGGAACGGCACAGGUAUCACAUUAAGAAGCUGGAGAUGCUGCUGCGGAUGUUGGAUAACAUGUCUGUGGAAGUUGAUCAAAAAUCGAUCCCAUUACAGAUAAAGGGUAUUAAGGAGGACGUGGAAUAUUAUAUAUCGUCAUCUCAGGACCCAGGUUAUGAGGAGAACGAGUACAUCUACGAAGAUAUUCACGGCCUGGACGAAAUCGAGUUGAGUGGGGCCGGAGUGCCAUCUAGCGCCACCACGGAUAGCAACAAUAGCAAUGACUCACCUAGAUCUCCCACUAGCAUGCUUUCAGGAACGAGCCCGUUGACGUCGCCUGCAGAGCUACACAACCAUACGUCGGAAUCUGUCGAUAUCGAUAAAAAGAAGAAGGACGACUCAAUCAAACCUGUAAAGCCGCUACCGCUCCGCGCCUUAUCGUGUGGUGCGGCCGCUAGCCCCAACCUGAGCGCGCUGAAUCACUCCGCUACCAACAAUAGUGUAAACAGUACGGGCGUGUCUGGAACGUCGACGCCCAUCAAACAGCCUCCGCCCAGUUCACCUCAUCAGCGGCCUAAUAAUACUGUUGUGUGGUCUGUUGCAGAGGUGUGCGAGAACGGCCCCGUGUCAGCCACGCCCCACCAGCACCCCACUGCGCCCGCGAAAAGUUCAUCAGCGACGACGCUCGCGAGCGCGAUCGUGAAUCCAAACGCGAACGUGAGCGUGAAUACGAGUACGGUCAGCAACGUCAGUACGCAUAGUGCCACGCCCACACCGCCUUCGCCGGUCAUGCUCAAUGGACCGAUCAACGCCCAUCAUACGCCUCAACAUAUGCUCAAUAACGGUCGGGCGAGCGAAACCCCAAGCACCCCAGCGCUGAGUACGCUGAGUGCGGCGAGUGUAAGUAGCGGCGCUAGUGCACAGCCGCCUGACCCACUUGCCACUACCACGCUCAAGAGCAUGGCGCAGGAAGCCGUGCAUCGGGCGGGUUUACAGCAAAAUACAAGACGAGGUGUACCAUUAUCUCAGGCGCAUAUUCCCCCUUUAUUAGGAGUUGCGCCCUUAGGGCCUCUACCACUUUGUUCGGAGCAGCAAGUGCAGUACCAGCUGUUAGAAACAGCUUUCUACCAUAUGCCACACCCCUCAGAUUCAGAGAGAACGAGGGUAUAUCUCCCUCGAAAUAUCUGUCAGACGCCCGCCUAUUAUAAUCAGGUGCUGUUACCCCAUUCAGACACAGUGGAAUUUUUCCAGCGACUCUCAACAGAGACAUUAUUCUUCGUGUUCUACUACAUGGAGGGCACGAAAGCCCAAUACCUUGCCGCGAAAGCUCUGAAAAAACAGAGUUGGCGGUUCCACACGAAAUACAUGAUGUGGUUCCAAAGGCAUGAAGAGCCUAAGGUCAUCAAUGAGGAAUAUGAACAGGGCACGUACAUAUACUUUGACUACGAGAAGUGGGGCCAGCGGAAAAAGGAAGGCUUCACGUUUGAGUACAAGUACUUAGAAGACCGUGACUUGAACUGAAUUCGUGUAGUGAGCCGCUUCCAACCGCACAUCUCUGCCCGCCUCGCAGGCCGAGGGUCUCAGGCCCAAGCCGGGGUCCGUCGGGCCCCAAGGACCUACUCGUGACCAGUGAAUGUGAACACCAAUAGUGAAGGAACAAGUGUCUAGUGUUGUGACAGUGUAUUUGAGCAAUAUCCAUCAGAAUCAACCAAGGUUGCCUUGUACCAAUCCUCGUGUCAUUCCAAUGUAAGUAUUAACUUGUCGCUUAUUUCUGUGAUGUAAUGAGGCGCUCCAAUUUGUAGAAUGUACGUGCAUAUUAAUUUAUUCCGUUUGAUUUGUUUACGAUUUGAAAAGCGCCUUGUUGUGUCUUUUGUAAAAUAAUUUUCUCGCUCUUCUGGCAGUUUGUUAUAUUGUACAGUAGAGUAACGAAUUUGUAAAGCGAACGAAAAUGCGAAACAUUACGAUGAGACUCAAUAAGUAUAAUGAAACUUGUGAUAUCGGUUUAGGGCCCUCAGCGCACUUGGAAAUCAUGAUUUUUUCAACCCAUUGGAUGUGUAUUAUUUUAUAUAUUACAGAAUCUCAUUCCUAGCUGGAAUAACUAAACAGUUUUACCAUCAACACAAUCAUUAUUAAGGUAACAAAAAUGUAACAAGAACCUCUGUUAAAGCAAUAUUUAAUAGUCCAAGAAAUGUUAUGUUAGUCAUAAUAAAUUUUGUGUGACUUCCUGUUCACUUGCAUUUCUUUUAGUAACAAAUUGUAUAUAAAUUUACACUAAUUGUGAAGAAUUGUAAACAGGAUUUUGCUGUAAUUUUAACCUAUUUUACCUUCAUUUUUAAAACAGUAUAUAAGUUAAGAAACAGUGGAUAUGAUCUAAUUGAAAUACAAAUCAUAGCUUUUUAUUGAAAAGAUUCUAUCUGAGAGCGCUUUGGGCAUUUGUUUUUAAAGUUAUAUAGAGACUGGGUUAGUUUGAAAUUAUACUUGUGCAUUUUGUAUUACCACAAAUUUACUAAAACUUGUAAAAAGUACAUUAAAAUUGUUAUCAA
This is a messenger RNA of Pieris rapae (cabbage white), 3384 nucleotides long. RefSeq names its product CCR4-NOT transcription complex subunit 3 (gene Not3). NCBI's taxonomy places the organism in Eukaryota, Metazoa, Arthropoda, Insecta, Lepidoptera, Pieridae. Gene Ontology annotation, biological process: nuclear-transcribed mRNA poly(A) tail shortening; regulation of DNA-templated transcription. The record is from RefSeq and is a predicted model, not a curated record. Gene Ontology annotation, cellular component: nucleus; P-body; CCR4-NOT core complex. The coding region runs from base 347 to 2362 and encodes 671 amino acids. The transcript has 15 exons.